Molecule: messenger RNA, 891 nt
Organism: Budorcas taxicolor (takin)
Lineage: Eukaryota; Metazoa; Chordata; Mammalia; Artiodactyla; Bovidae
Product: GTPase IMAP family member 7-like
Exons: 1
Coding region: 7-891 (294 amino acids)
Molecular function (GO): GTP binding
Source: RefSeq, a predicted model, not a curated record
GUAAACAUGGCUACCACCCCUAACAACGCUCUGAGGAUCGUGUUGGUAGGGAAGACCGGAUGUGGGAAAAGUGCAACUGCAAACACUAUCCUCGGGGGAAAAGUAUUCGACUCUAGGGUUGCUGCCCAAGCUGUUACCAAAACUUGUCAGAAAGCAUCCCGGGAAUGGAAGGGGAGAGAGCUUCUUGUUGUUGACACCCCAGGCCUCUUCGACACCGAGAAGAGCCUGAACACCACCUGCAGGGAAAUCAGCCGAUGUGUCCUCGCCUCCUGUCCCGGGCCUCACGCCAUCGUCUUGGUCCUGCAGCUGGGCCGCCACACACAGGAAGAGCAGCAAACCGUGGCGUUGGUCAAGGCUUUGUUUGGGGAAGCAGCCCUGAAGUAUAUGAUCAUCUUAUUCACUCACAAAGAGGAGCUGGAGGACCAGAGCCUGAGCAAUUUUCUGGAGGGUUCGGAUGGAAACCUACGAAGCCUCCUGCAGGAGUGUGGAGACCGCUGCUGUGCUUUUGAUAACAGCAAAAACACAGAGCAGGCUGAGAAGGAAGCUCAGGUGCAGGAGCUGGUGGAGCUGAUAGACAAGAUGGUGCAGAACAACCAAGGGGCUUACUUUUCUGACCCCAUUUAUAAGGACAUAGACCAAAAGCUGAGACAACAGGAGGAAUACUUGAUGAAAAACUAUGCUGAUACAUUUAACAUGCAGAUUGAACAAGUAGAAGUGGAAUGUGCCCAUGAACCACCAGAAGAAAAGAUGAAAAAAAUAAAGUCGAUAACAGACAAGUAUAAUGAACAAAUGAAAAAUGUAAGGGAAGAAGCUGAGAAGAGUAUAUUGCAAGACGUUUUCGACAAGAUUAAAAACAUGCUUUCAAAAGUAUGGCAAAUGUUGUGGAAGUAA